Molecule: messenger RNA, 1098 nt
Organism: Fonsecaea nubica
Lineage: Eukaryota; Fungi; Ascomycota; Eurotiomycetes; Chaetothyriales; Herpotrichiellaceae
Exons: 2
Coding region: 1-1098 (365 amino acids)
Biological process (GO): Arp2/3 complex-mediated actin nucleation
Cellular component (GO): actin cytoskeleton; Arp2/3 protein complex
Molecular function (GO): actin filament binding
Source: RefSeq, a predicted model, not a curated record
AUGUCCGGCCCAGAAGUGCACCAUCUCUUCCACCACCCCAUCGCCGACCAUUCUUUCUCGGCCGACCGCCAAACUCUCGCCGUUGCACGGGAAAACAAUGUCGAGCUGUACCACCGCUCGGGGCCCAAGUUUGCGUUGAAGGAUGAAUUGAAGGGCCACGAUAAGACCGUGACCGGCGUGGACAUUGCCCCCAAUAGUGGGAUGAUUGUGACUUGUUCUCAAGACCGCAACGCCUACGUCUGGGAACCUGCGCCGUCGGGCGAGUGGAAGCCGACGCUGGUGCUCCUGCGCAUCAACCGCGCCGCGACAUUUGUGCGCUGGUCCCCCUCGGAGAAGAAGUUCGCCGUCGGCUCGGGGGCGCGCGUCAUCGCCGUCUGCUACUUUGAGGAAGAGAAUGACUGGUGGGUGUCGAAGCACCUGAAAAAGCCCAUCCGGAGCACCAUCACCACGGUGGCGUGGCACCCGAACAGCGUGCUGUUGGCGGCCGGCUCCACGGACAGCCACGCCCGCGUCUUUUCCGGCUUCAUCAAGGGCAUCGACGAGCGCCCGGAGCCGAGCGUCUGGGGUGAGAGAUUGCCCUUCAACACUGUGUGCGGGGAGUACCUGAACGACGCGGCGGGCUGGGUCCACGCCGUGUCCUUUUCGCCGAGCGGUGACGCCCUGGCCUUUGCCGCCCACGACAGCAGCAUCACCGUCGUGUACCCCAGCGGACCGGACCAGCCGCCGAGGGCGAUGCUGAACAUCUCGACGCAGAAUCUCCCCUUCACCUCGCUGAUCUGGAACGGCGAAGCCGAGAUCCUCGCCGCCGGCUACGACUGCGAGUGCUUCCGCUUCCGCGGCGGCGAGCAAGGCUGGGAAUUCGCCGGCAGCGUCGAGAUGCACAAGCGUCCCGGCGCGGGCGGCGCCGCGAGGGAGGAAUCCGCCCUGAACAUGUUUCGCCAGAUGGACCUCAAGGGCAAAGUCAAGGACGACACGCAGUUGACCACCACGCACCAGAACACCAUCAACACUAUCAGGGCCUUCGAGGGCGGUUCCAGGGGCGUGACAAAGUUUAGCACCAGCGGUGUCGAUGGGCGGGUUGUCAUCUGGACUCUUUAG